AUGUGGACACUAGUAGCAGUGGUAAUACACAUAGUCAAUUCAAUAAUCCUAGUCAUAUCAUGGAAAUCUUGUGAGACCAUUGACCCAGCUGCACCUGUAAAAGACAAUUCAUGGUCAUGUGUGAGACUUUAUGGACCAAGAUGGGAGAGGACACGGUACUGCGCUUUGUGUCGGAAAUCUGUGCCGGGACUAGAUCAUCAUUGGACAGUGCAGUUCGUAUUGCAAGUAGUGUAUGCGAUCUUAUGUUUACUGUGGCUGCAUUACUGCCCGUUCGAUGAUGCUCGCACGAUUGGUUACGUGGUGAAAAGCUGUUUAUUUGAUACGGUACGUACGAUUGGAUACUAUAUCGGCGCAAAGAACAGCGAGCUAAGCUGGAGGCUAGAAACAAGAAGACACACACUGGAACUGGUGGUGACGCAGGUGAAAACAGAUCUAGUAGUACGCGAGAAUCCGUCUCUUUUGAGACGUGUCAUGCCGUAA
Molecule: messenger RNA, 480 nt
Organism: Peronospora belbahrii
Lineage: Eukaryota; Oomycota; Peronosporomycetes; Peronosporales; Peronosporaceae
Source: the annotation of a GenBank genome assembly